This is a messenger RNA of Lactuca sativa (garden lettuce), 1179 nucleotides long. RefSeq names its product E3 ubiquitin-protein ligase MIEL1. The record is from RefSeq and is a predicted model, not a curated record. Gene Ontology annotation, biological process: protein ubiquitination; ubiquitin-dependent protein catabolic process. Gene Ontology annotation, molecular function: ubiquitin protein ligase activity; zinc ion binding. Gene Ontology annotation, cellular component: nucleus. NCBI's taxonomy places the organism in Eukaryota, Viridiplantae, Streptophyta, Magnoliopsida, Asterales, Asteraceae.
UUAAUAAUAUAUUUCCAAAAAUGGAAAUAUAAAGGACUGGUUGCAAUUUGCGCGUAUUAAGAGUGUAGAUUUGGAAGAUGCGAUAAUAAAUCACCAUCUUCGCAAAUCCAAUCUCUACUUCCCAAUGGAACGCCUGGAUUAUGGGAAGAUGGGUUAUGGAUGCAAGCACUAUCGAAGACGAUGUAUGAUUCGUGCUCCCUGUUGCAACGAGAUUUUUGGUUGUCGUCAUUGUCACAAUGAGGCUACGAACAUGCUGAACAGCCCAUCCGAUCGGCAUGACCUUGUUCGAUAUGAUGUAAAGCAUGUUAUAUGUUCGGUUUGUGACACUGAGCAGCCGGUUGCUCGAGUCUGCACAAACUGUGGAGUCAAUAUGGGGGAAUACUUUUGUGAAAUUUGCAAAUUCUAUGAUGAUGAUACUGACAAGGGGCAGUUUCACUGCAACGAAUGUGGGAUCUGCAGAGUUGGUGGUCGUGAGAAAUACUUUCAUUGCAAGAAGUGUGGAUCUUGCUAUUCUCUAAGUCUACUCAAUAAUCAUUCAUGUGUUGAAAACUCUAUGCGGCAUCACUGUCCUAUAUGUUAUGAGUACCUUUUCGACUCGCUAAAAGACACAACUGUGAUGAAAUGUGGGCACACAAUGCACUCAGAAUGCUGUAAUGAGAUGAUUAAGCGUAAUAAAUACUCUUGUCCCAUAUGCUCAAAAUCAGUAAUGGAUAUGUCUAUGAUGUGGAAGAGACUAGAUGAAGAGAUUGAAGCUACAGUGAUGCCUGAAGAUUACAGACAAAAGAAGGUUUGGAUCUUAUGUAAUGACUGCAAUGAUACUUCGGAAGUUUUGUUCCACAUAAUGGGGCAGAAAUGUUUGCACUGCAAUUCUUAUAAUACUCGCACCAUUUCUCCUCCUGUUCUUCCUCAAGAAUGAAAAUGAAUGAUUGUGGCAAAGUGGAAAUCAUCAAAACUGCUUCUUCAUUUCAUUUGUUGCACUAAUUUAAUGAAGACAUUCACCAUAAAUUGGUGUUUUUAAUUGUUAAAUUUGAUGUAAUUCUUUCACCACUUCACUUGUGUUGUGUGUGGAUUGAUUGAUUUAUAGUCCCAGUUAAAUGACUAUUUAACUGGUUUUAUUCAUUUGUACACAUGUUUGGUUUCUUUUUCAUAUAUAAUGAAUGCAUAUAUACUUGCGUUUCA